Rhizophagus irregularis DAOM 181602=DAOM 197198 is the source of this 988-nucleotide messenger RNA. The record is from RefSeq and is a predicted model, not a curated record. Lineage: Eukaryota; Fungi; Glomeromycota; Glomeromycetes; Glomerales; Glomeraceae.
AUGAACCAAUCGUUGCUUUAUCAAGCUAAUUUGGUUUCAAUUAAUCAGGUUGAAGACGAAGAAACCAAUUUUAAUAACAGCGUAUUAGGUAUAUUAGGACAUUCACAUGAUAUACCUCAAAUUCGUUUGCGGGAACUCCUUAAUAGUAUAUCUUACAAUGAUAUUACUGAGAUUUGGGAAGUAUCGUAUAUUGCAUCGAAAACUUCCAAAUCACACUACGUUGUUAUACUUAAAGAUGUGACGUUACUUUGCACCUGUAUGUUUAUUGUCAAUCAAGGAAUGAUAUGCCGUCAUCAAUUCAGGGUGCUUAUUCAGUCAGACAACGUGAUAUUUCAUAUUUCACACAUUCAUACACGUUGGUUUAAUUUGAGUUCAGAUCCGCCUACCAACUCAACGGGUUUUAUUACGAUUGUAAAUGGUGAAAAAAAUCAUACAACGAUACCAUUGAGUUACAUGAAUCAAUUAAGAACAGAUAACGUAUAUACUCCAACAAUCAGAGAAAAGGUCAAUAAAAAAAUUCAAUAUGGCGCCACAAUGUCUAUAGCUAAAACGAGUAUUCAAAUCGCUGUUACGGAAGAUGUUACAGCUGAAUUAAUCAGAAUUUUAACGCAAUUUAUUAUGAAAUAUCGUAGAAGUAAUGGUUUAAGCAUUGAAAAGAGUACCGAAUCAUUACAGGAUUUGCAAGGAUCUUCUAUUCAAGAUAAUCCUCAACCUUUAUCCGUUCUUCCUGAUAUAUCAAAUCCUGAGUAUCACAAACCAAAAGGAUGACCUCCAAAGCGGUAUAAAUUGACAGUAGAAAAUAAUUGUAUUACAUCAGGAAAACCCGAUGAUGUAACAGUACAGAAAACAUGCAGUUAUUGCUCCGGAAAAGGUCAUAAUAUCCGUGGAUGUCCAAAAUACAAAGCUGAAUCAUCCGCCAACAAAGAAAACGAAUACUUAGUUUAGUUGGGUAAGACGGUUAAUAGUGUAAUAGUUAAUUGUUGUACAC